Molecule: messenger RNA, 792 nt
Organism: Lathyrus sativus (Indian pea)
Lineage: Eukaryota; Viridiplantae; Streptophyta; Magnoliopsida; Fabales; Fabaceae
Source: the annotation of a GenBank genome assembly
AUGAGUACUGCAGAAAUUGCUCGAACAGUUGUUGGCCUCAUAGGAAAUAUCAUUGCCGGAUGCAUGUUCUUAUCUCCAAUGCCAACAUUUGUUGGGAUAUGCAAAAAAGGAUCAGUGGAAAAGUACUCAGCAGUACCAUACCUAGCCACGUUAAUGAACUGCAUGGUCUGGACUCUCUACGGGCUACCAAUGGUGCAUCCUCACAGCUUACUUGUGGUAACCAUCAACGGUGCAGGAUGUGUGAUUGAGAUCAUUUAUAUCACACUCUUCUUCAUCUAUUCUGACAGCAAAAAGAGACUCAAAGUCUUUUUUGGUUUACUCUUGGAGCUUAUUUUCAUUUCACUUCUCUCAUUUGUUUCAUUGACCAUGAUUCAUUCUGUUAACAAACGUUCGGCUGUUGUUGGAACUAUUUGCAUGCUCUUCAAUGUUGCUAUGUAUGCUUCACCUUUAUCCAUCAUGAAAAUGGUGAUAAAGACUAAGAGUGUUGAGUUCAUGCCGUUUUUUCUCUCUUUGGCUUCAUUUAGCAAUGGAGUGUCUUGGACCAUUUAUGCUCUCAUCCCUUUUGAUCCAUUCAUUGCUAUACCAAAUGGGAUUGGAACAUUGUUUGCGGUUGUACAAUUAAUUUUGUAUGCAACAUAUUACAAGUCAACGAAAGAACAGAUAGCAGCAAGGGAGAAUGGAAAAGGAGAGAUGAAUGUGUCAGAAUUGGUAAUUGGUAUUAGUAACGUUAAUGUUAUUGUGCAAGAUGAAACCAACAUCAACAAGAUAAAAACUCCUUCCACUAUCAAAUGA